AUGUUAAAGAAAUCUAACAGCAGUAAUUGUGUGAGCCCUACUUGCGAAGAAUCGGAACCUUUAUCUUCGAGCCCUUCUAAAAAUACGAAGACUUUGUCUCCAAAGAUGUCACCGAGAAAAGAAUCAAAGAAUGAUGUGACCUCCAAUCAAAAUACUCUUACUCCUGAAGCUUCAGCAACAAGAGAGAAACAGGAAAACCUUAUCGCUGCUCUUAGUCAAUUAUUGAAACCAGCCAAGAAUAGUGACGUAGAGGUAGUUAAGAAUAUGAUAACGAAUGUGGUGAAGAAAUUGUACUUUGCAGGAGCUUCAAGCUUCAAUUUGUCAUAUGUUCAUGAACGUCUAAGGGAAAGAGGAAUAUUUUACAAAUCUUUAGGAUAUUCAUCUUUCAAGUCGUUAUUUGAUGAUUGGAAACAGGAACAUCCUCAGUUCAAGUUGGUGACAGACCCAAAGAACGGAGAGUUAAUAUUUUCCAAUCCAAUUAGCGUGCUCAAAAAGGUAGACAGCCUUUCAAAUGUAGCUGAUGCCACAAAUAACAAUCCAUCCCGAAAAAUAAUAACCAACCAAAAUGUUUCUGUCAAAAGCUUCACAAAGAAGGAGGUGAAGAAAGCCAUCACGGAAAUUGUUAAUGAUCUGAAAGUCAAUGUUUCACGAUUCAACUUGUCAAUUGUGCAUGAAAGACUUAGAGAAAGAGGAAUAUUAUACAAAGCGUAUGGUUAUGAAUCAUUCAAGGAGAUGUUUGCAGAAUGGGCAGAAGAAAAUCAUUCUAUUCCUCUAGGCAUUAAAAAGAGCAGUGGUGAGAUGGUCUUCUUAUAG
Molecule: messenger RNA, 813 nt
Organism: Naegleria fowleri
Lineage: Eukaryota; Heterolobosea; Eutetramitea; Acrasida; Naegleriidae
Exons: 1
Coding region: 1-813 (270 amino acids)
Source: RefSeq, a predicted model, not a curated record